Tuber melanosporum (Perigord truffle) is the source of this 811-nucleotide messenger RNA. RefSeq lists its product as uncharacterized. Gene Ontology annotation, cellular component: endoplasmic reticulum membrane. Lineage: Eukaryota; Fungi; Ascomycota; Pezizomycetes; Pezizales; Tuberaceae. Gene Ontology annotation, biological process: very long-chain fatty acid biosynthetic process; fatty acid elongation; sphingolipid biosynthetic process. The transcript is spliced from 4 exons. Gene Ontology annotation, molecular function: 3-hydroxyacyl-CoA dehydratase activity. The record is from RefSeq and is a predicted model, not a curated record. The coding region runs from base 1 to 633 and encodes 210 amino acids.
AUGGAGCGAUCUAAAGCCCGUCGACCCUUCAAGGAUCAAUAUCUAAUCGCCUACAAUGCUGUCUCUGUGGUGCUCUGGUUUGGUGUCGUAGGCCGCACACUCCUCCUACUGCCGCUCGUCGGGCACGAAAACGUCUACGCUGGUGUAGGGAACUACACAAAAUGGGCGCAGACAUUGGCAAUCUUGGAAGUGUUCCACAUUCUUCUUGGUCUCCUCCGAAGCUCCUUCUCCACAACCCUCCUCCAGGUCUCCUCCCGAAUCCUCCUAGUGUGGGGUGUCUGCAGCCCCUUCGAACAGCCCAAGAGCUCGUUCUUUUACUCGACCAUGCUCCUCGCCUGGGGGGUCACCGAGAUUUGCCGCUAUAGCUACUACGUGACCAGCAUCGUUGGCCGGACACCGGCGUUCUUGACCUGGUUGAGGUAUAACACCUUCUACGUCCUGUAUCCUAUGGGCGCUGGCAGCGAGGCGCUCUGCAUCUACCGCGCUCUUAGCGAGGCGAGGUCUUACAAUGAGAUUUUGUACUGGGUCUUUGUUGGGAUUUUGGUUACAUAUCCCCCUGGAUUGUAUAACCAAUACACUCAUAUGAUUAAGCAGCGGAGGAAGAACAUUCGUGGAAAGAAGAGGGAGAAAUAAACAGUGGAUGCAUGGAUUCAUGGCUUAUUUGGAGUGGAGGAGAGGAGAAGGGUUUUAUGUGAUGACUAUUGGCAGGCGCCUCUGCUUAUACUCGAGUACCGUACCGUACUUGCUCCUGAAAAUUAUGAUAUGAUAGGCUCCCAAUGGAGAUCUUAUUCGCGGUUCGCCACAUUUCAAA